This is a messenger RNA of Aspergillus pseudonomiae, 1509 nucleotides long. RefSeq lists its product as uncharacterized. The record is from RefSeq and is a predicted model, not a curated record. NCBI's taxonomy places the organism in Eukaryota, Fungi, Ascomycota, Eurotiomycetes, Eurotiales, Aspergillaceae. Bases 437 to 1309 code for a protein of 290 amino acids. The transcript has a single exon.
UGUAGGUCUCCAAGCGAUGGAAUUGUCUACUAUCCUCCACGCUAUUCCGUGAUGCUGUGUGCCUUCGAUAUGUCGGACACAACUGUAGAUCCGUUACACUAGAUUCGCCAGAUGCAUUCACACGAUAUGCCAAGCAGCGUAUUCGUUUGGAACGUGGACAGCCGAUCUCUAAAGUCAUCAACCGUCCGUAUUCUCCAAGGUCAAAUGCGGCAGGCUUAGUUGGUCUUGACUUUUCGCAUGGAAGCUAUGCAUGGAUUGAAGACGCGAUGGUCUAUGUCCAUAACCUCCGUUUGAAUACGACUCAGAGCUUCUGCACAGAAAACAGAGAUACAUUUACUGCAUUACGCGUUUCUGAAUCCAUUAUAGCAGCUAUAACAUUGCAUGGGUAAGCGUUGAUGCAUCUGAAUUGUGCCUCCUCUUUGACAUAUGUUGGCUGAUGCUGCAGAUCCAUGUUCUCCGGGACUUUAGAUUCUGUCAUGUCUGGAGCCUUCAAACCAACGAUUCGGCGUACUUCCGACUGCCAUCGCUGCACUGGAAAUGCUUUGUUGUUCGCAAUAUGAAUGUCGCCAUGGCAUUCAAAAGCACCACGGCCAGCGGGUCGGAGUGUAUUAUACACUGGCAGUUUGACAGUCGCAUUACUCAUACGUUUAAUAUCGCAAACAAAAUAGCAUAUAUAGACAUGGUCCCUACUGCAGGUACUUUGAUAACGGUUCACCUCGAGGAAACCGUGGGUCCUGAUACUUCCAUUGCACAAUUGCGUGUCAAUAAAUAUUCACUCAAGGACACUGUUGCCAUGCGCUCCCCAUCUUUCACGGUGGCACUAAGCUCAAUUGCAGACCCAGCCUGGCAUGUGGAGAUAGAUGACACUUUGUCCUCCACAUUUGGAAAUGCGAUGGGGAUCUUAACAUUCGGGCGAGGUGAUUGUCUAACAGAAACGCCCGGUGAUAUUGCCGCCAUCACUUACAAUCAAGAAACUGGCAGGGUUAGCGUAAAUGUGGUGUCUACAGAGAAUACGCCAUUCAUUCCUAUAUGCAUGGCAUAUGUUGAUAGUAACAUCCUUUACUAUGUCAAGAACGACAAUGGUAAACCCGAGAUCUGGAUUUCCAAUCCAGAUGCCAGAAUCGCCCACCGCCCUGCCAGGUGUAUCAAUCCCCAGUUGCCUCGGGAGGCGUCAAAUAGAGUCUAUUCGCAUGGGACUAAUUUCACACUCAGAGGAGAUCGUGACUUCAUUUUAAUGGUUGAUCAGAACGGACUGAAAGUUUGGUGUUUUAACGACAACAUAAGUCUAUCAGGCGCCGUUCCAUUAUAAAAGAGCUGAAAACACUACAAAACCCGUGCUAGAUUGCUGGUUGGCUCUUGGUUGUCCAGGAAUCUGCUUUGUCUUCGCGCUUUAUGAUUAUACAAAUUCUCCAAGAUUACAAAUGUACAGCCUUGUCUACACGGUUAGCAGUACCCGUCAAGGAUCCAGUGCCUCCCUCCCAACAGGGCGAAAACGUCUCCAGCUAAAUG